AUGGAAAUCCGGCUGUUCUCUCUUCGGAGACCUUCCGCUGCCAUGUCGCCGCCGAUUCUUCAGAUGCAUCUAUCAAUCCAUACACCUGCGUCGCCCCUCUUAUCCUUCUCAUCCCAGAUUGUGUCUGACCCCACCCACUUAUUCCUCAUAUCCAGUUUCUCUCGUCUCUCAAUUGCUAAACCACCCCCAUCAACGAUGAUUCGCAUGGGCGGAGGUCCGAGAACAUUCCCCGGUGGCGUUUCCAAGUGGCAGUGGAAACGGAUGCAAGCAAAGAAGGCUAAACAACUCCUCAGAGCUCGGCUCGCCCGUGAACGCCAGGUUUACGAAAUGCGAAAAAGGGCUGAGCUAAGCGCCGCCAUUUCGGAGCUCGAGCGGCCGUGGGAAGUCGUAGAGAAAGCCCCGAAGUUGUUUUCCACUAGCGCCGAUGAGCAAUUGAAGGUUUUGGCUGACCGGUUUCAGAAACCGGGUGGGUUCGAUUUAUGGUCCGAGAAAGAUGGACCCCAGUUGUUUGAAACUGUAGAUGGUAUUCCUUCCGCUAGGUUUUUCCCAAAAGGGGUUGUUCAUAGCAUCAAACCAUACGGAAGAAUCAGUGAUGGGUAUUCGCCUGAAGAACCCGAUUUGGUUCAUAGAGAUGAACAUGAUGAGAAAUCAAGGAAAUUUGAGAAAAACAAUACAGGUAUUGGGUAUCCCUUUUCGGAUGAUGAUUCGGGUUUGAUUCUCAGAAAUGGGCAUGAGGAGAGUUUAAGAAACGCAAAUGGGAAAUCCACGAAAAAGGAUAGUAGAAGGAGAAUUCGUACAGGGUUGGAUUCGGGUCGAGAUGGAGUCAAUCAGAAAGAUAGUGGGAGCAUUUGCAGAAAAGAUACAAAGAGGGGAAAUGGUAGAACAGAACACUCUGCUUCAAAUUCAGAAGUGUUUGAUAUGAGUUUGCAAGAUGAUGGAAGUUAUGGAAUUUUAAAAGAGGAAAUGAAGAUUACAAAGAAUAGACAAGAGCAUAGAGGAAAUGAAAUCUGUUGA
This is a messenger RNA of Lactuca virosa, 1014 nucleotides long. The record is from the annotation of a GenBank genome assembly. Lineage: Eukaryota; Viridiplantae; Streptophyta; Magnoliopsida; Asterales; Asteraceae.